Messenger RNA from Oryctolagus cuniculus (rabbit), 1290 nucleotides. It is a transcript of the gene NGRN, whose product is annotated as neugrin, neurite outgrowth associated. The record is from RefSeq and is a predicted model, not a curated record. NCBI's taxonomy places the organism in Eukaryota, Metazoa, Chordata, Mammalia, Lagomorpha, Leporidae. Gene Ontology annotation, cellular component: nucleus.
UUCCGGUGCUGCCGCGUCCAGUGCUGCGAGCAGAAGCUGCGUGUGCCUCGACAUGGCGGGUACCCUGAGCCUGUGGCUGGGCGGGCGUGUCCGCGCUGCCGUCUCUCGCUGUGGGUUCGCGACCCGGGGCGUGGCGGGCCCGGGCCCGGUGGGCCGCGAGCCGGACCCCGAUUCCGACUGGGAGCCUGAAGAGCGGGAGCUGCAGGAGCUGGAGAGCACCCUGAAACGACAGAAAAAAGCAAUCCGAUUCCAGAAGAUUCGGAGGCAAAUGGAGGCGCCUGGUGCCCCGCCCAGAACCCUGACGUGGGAGUCCAUGGAGCAGAUCCGGUAUCUGCAUAAGGAGUUUGCAGAGACCUGGUCAGUUCCCAGGUUGGCUGAAGGCUUUGAUGUCAGCACUGAUGUGAUCCGAAGGGUUUUAAAAAGCAAAUUUGUACCCUCCUUGGAACAGAAACUGAAGCAGGAUCAGAAAGUCCUUGAGCGAGUUGGGCUCGCCCACGCACCGCCGCGGCUCCCUGCAGGCCACUCUGUGUCAGGGGCUUUGCUGGUGCCAGGAGAUGAAGCCUCAUCCAAAGGUCAGAGUCCCAGCACAGCUCUGAGAGCAGUCGCAAACACGCCUGGUGCAGGUUCACCAAGGAGACAAAAAGGAAGGAAUCCAGGACCCCAGGGCCCGCAGGAGGAGGGCUUGGUGCCUGAAGCUGCAGCCUGGGCUCGGCAGAGGGAGCUUCCGAAGUCCCCCACUCGGGACUGCACGCGGCCCAGAAGAAAGGGGAGCCAGCCGUCGAGUGACGGGAAGCUGGAAGACUUGAAGGCGGGGGGAGCUGGUGCCCAGAACUUCAGCAGCAAAGUAGUGCAGAGGGGGCGGGAGUUCUUUGACAGCAAUGGGAACUUCCUGUACAGAAUCUGAGCGGGGUCUGCCUUGUGAAGCACAGGUGGGCCGGUGUUUUCAGAACUGCCUGGCUUUCUGCGUGUGGGUCAGCACCUUGCGAUGGAGGAAGUGGGCGGUGGAAGCCGCAGCUGCCUGGGUAGAGGGAAGCUGUCCGGAGCACUGCGCCGUCCGCCCCCUGUGAAUCUCCAUGCUCGCCCUUCUUGCCCGGGCUCUGUGUUGCAAGCCAGUGUUGCAUGUGUUAGGAGCUUCUGUGAUUCUUGUGCAAUAUACAUUAGGGAGGAGGUGAAAAGUUUGCCUUCUGACCUCAUUUCCUUGUCGAUGAGUGAACACUAGCAGUUCUGGAACUGCCCGGUCAAUUGGUUAUUUCCUUACGUGUAGAAAAAUAAAGUGAAAACGUAGCAGUC